GCCUCCCCGCAUUGUCCCCUAAACCCUAUCAGAUCAGUAACACUUCCGGAGACGGCAGAGCCGCAAAGAGUCGCGGCUCCCCCAUCCCCCGGAGCAGGUCUACCAUGUCGGCCGCCGCCGGCAAGCCAUCCCGAUCUGCCUCUGCCAUCAUUGCCUCCACAGCGAGCGGGUACCACCUCCUCAAGAUCGAUGGCUACUCCCGCACCAAGGGCGUCCCCACCGGAGAAAGGAUAAAGUCCCGCUCUUUCACCCUUGGAGGACAUCGAUGGUACAUCGUUUACCAUCCCAACGGCUCCGGACAACAGUACGCAGACUGCAUAUCCCUGUUCCUCGUUCUCGAUGAAAAUGUCACCACGGCAGUGAAGGCGCAACACAAAUUCAGUUUUGCCGAUGAGUUGACGGACCAAGCUCCUUCAUUGGCAUCAGUAGCAGUACACAACCACAAUUCUCAGCAGCGCUGGGGGAAUGCGAUGUUCAUGAAAAGGGCAGACUUGGAGAAGUCGGAGCAUCUCAAGGACGAUUCUUUCACCAUCAGGUGCGAUGUCGUUGUCAUCAGCGACUACCGGGCAGAGGAUCUGCCCGAAGACACCCCUCCGACAUUUGUCUCUGUGGCCCCAUCUGACCUGCACCAGCACCUCGGAGAUCUCCUCAAGACCGAGAAGGGCGCUGAUGUGCUUUUUGAGGUUGGGGGUCACACGUUCGCAGCACACCGCUGUGUUCUCGCUGCCCGGUCGCCGGUCUUCAGUGCGGAGCUCUUUGGCGGCAUGAAGGAGGGAGACACCGCAGGUGUGGUGCGCAUAGAUGAAAUGGAGGCAGAGGUGUUCAAGUCGUUGCUCUGUUUUGCGUAUACCGACUCCUUACCGGUGACAGAAAAGGAAGAUGAAGAUGUCAUGUGCCAGCAUCUGCUUGUUGCAGCCGACAGGUAUAACAUGGAGAGGCUGAAGAGUAUCUGCGAGGAAAGGCUAUGCAAGUACAUCAACGCAGGCACAGUAACGAACAUCCUGACGUUAGCGGAGCAGCACCACUGUGAGGGCCUAAAGAAGGCAUGCUUAAAUUUUCUUCGCUCCCCGGCAAAUCUUAGGGCUUUGUUAGACAGCGACGGCUUCGAUCAUCUCAGCAGGAGCUGCCCUUCAGUUAUUAAGAAUCUGAUUGCCAUGUCGGCCCCCGUUUAGUGGUAAAUGUUGCGUUAGCAAUUAUAUAGUUCCAGGGAUUGAAAUGGUUUUCUUGUACUAGGAAUGGUUGUUAGCUCCCUGGUUUGGUUUGAAGACUUAUUAUCCGCAGUUAUCUUAUAUUCCUAGUACUAUCAGACUACCUAUCCUAACUUUCGAAGAUGGAAACUAGUACUAUAUCAUUGUCACUUUGUUUCUGUUUUGGUGUUU
Triticum aestivum (bread wheat) is the source of this 1379-nucleotide messenger RNA. RefSeq names its product BTB/POZ and MATH domain-containing protein 1-like. Bases 105 to 1172 code for a protein of 355 amino acids. Gene Ontology annotation, molecular function: protein binding. Gene Ontology annotation, biological process: protein ubiquitination. The record is from RefSeq and is a predicted model, not a curated record. The transcript has a single exon. NCBI's taxonomy places the organism in Eukaryota, Viridiplantae, Streptophyta, Magnoliopsida, Poales, Poaceae.